AUGGAUGAAUUUAAAGAAUCCGCAACACCAAGCGAAAAUACUACAUUUACUUUAGUCAAUGAAGACAUUAAAGUAGAAAACAAUGAUGAUUAUAUUCCAAAAACAGAUUUAGAUCCAAUUCAGGAUUAUUUUCAACUUGUCGAGUUCUUUAAUCAAAAUAUGAUUGAUGAAAUGCUUGAUAACUUAAAGAAUCUAUACAUAUUUUCAAACCAAAACAAUAUAUUAUCAAUUUCAAAUUUUAAUGUUCCAACAUUCACUGAAACUUUCGUUCAAAUAGCAAUAAGAUGUGAUGACAACUUCUUUUCAUAUUCAUUGCUUAUUCUUCAGAAUGUUAUUAAGUGUUCAAAAGAAGAUCAAUUUGAAUCUUCAAUAGAACCAAUGUUAAAUGAAGCUUUAUUCCAAAAAUUACUUAGAUUAUAUGUUGAUCCUAACGAUAUCUACGAAAAACGCUGCAUUGUUAACUUUCUCAGAUUUUUCAAUUCUUUUUCUCAAGUUACACGUGAUUUUUCGUGCGAAACAUUUGAUAUAGAUACAGUAAAUUCAGCAAUUAUUAAUUCUGAAGAUGAAUCACAAAGUUUAUCAAUAAAUCUCUUAUCAUCUUUUUUAUUUUAUCCAUUUGAUGAAGAAACACUAUUUGGAAUUGUCCAAUUUGUAUCAGAAGGACUUGAUCAAGUCGAAGGAAAAUCAAAAUAUUCGUUAAUUGAAGUUGUUAUUGAAAUUCUCAAACAAAAUCCAGAUAUUGCAUUUCAAUGUCAAUCAUUUGAUUCUAUUUUGGAUGCAAUUCAAGAUCCUCCUAAAGAUUUUAUCAAUCAAACUUUGACUUUAUAUAAAUACUUGUUAAAAAGUGAUGAAUCAAAUAUAGAUCCACCAAGAUUAUUAGUUAAUCUAUUAAAAUCAGAUUCCAAAAGUAUUUUGAAUCAAACGACAGAGUUAAUCAUAGAAUUUAUUAGAAGAAACGAAACUUCAGUUCAAAUAUUAUGUUUUGAAGGAAUGCUAAGUGUAAUUGCUGAUAUAUUAGGUGAUGGAACAUUUUUACAGAAGAUUCCUUGUUGCCAAAUCAUUCUUGAAUCAUUGAAACAAGCAGAUGUAGAUUUUAUUUAUCUUUUGUUGAAUACAAGGUCAUUUGUAUACAAAACUAGCAUAUUAUCAUCAAUUACUAGUCUUCUUUCAAUAGAUAAUGAAUCUGAAUUUAAAAUUCUUUUUGAAAUAAUAGAGAUAAUACUUACAGCUCCUAUUACGAAUAAUGCAAAGAUUUUUGCUAUUAAAAACUUCAUGGAAAGUGAUGGUCCUGAAAAUUUCGAUGAAAUACUUGAUGAAUCUGAAGAUAAUGAACUAUGCGAAAGAGUUCAAGCUCUUAAGGAUAUGAUUAUAGAGAUGAAUGAAGAAGGCGAAGAAGUUGAAGAAGAUGAGAACGAUUGGAUUAAGAUUGGUGAAAAAUUCCUCAGAGAUCCAAGAGUUAUGUAUGAAUCAAGCACUUCUGAUGAAUAUAUGGACAGCGAAGACGAAAAUGAAUACAUUAAAAGAAAAGAACUCGAAGAUGAAGAGAAGAAAUCUAUAUAUUACUAA
Trichomonas vaginalis G3 is the source of this 1566-nucleotide messenger RNA. Its product is annotated as armadillo (ARM) repeat-containing protein family. The record is from RefSeq and is a predicted model, not a curated record. Lineage: Eukaryota; Parabasalia; Trichomonadida; Trichomonadidae. The transcript has a single exon. The coding region runs from base 1 to 1566 and encodes 521 amino acids.